Molecule: messenger RNA, 606 nt
Organism: Mytilinidion resinicola
Lineage: Eukaryota; Fungi; Ascomycota; Dothideomycetes; Mytilinidiales; Mytilinidiaceae
Exons: 2
Coding region: 1-606 (201 amino acids)
Source: RefSeq, a predicted model, not a curated record
AUGUAUCUUGAUGACGAAGAUGAUUCCUGGGUCGACGUUCAAAAGUUCUCAGAUACUAAUAGCAACGCUGCUGCUGAUGCUGCUAAUUCUGCCCGGCAAGGCGGCUCGCUGGAUGGCCUCCGACAGGCAACGAGAUACAACUUCACAAGCUUCCACUGGUUCGGUCUCAGGACAGCAAAUGCUCAAAUGAAGGCUGCUAUCUCCCCAAGAGACGUCAAUCGCUACGCACUGGAUCAUGCAACAAGCAUGAAAGUCGAAGCAAGCCUCGCAGGCGAAGAUGCCGAAGUCAACGCUCCACUACCGGUCCGAAACGCUGGCUCAGCGGAAGAAAACGAACCAGAACAGUAUUCAGCCUCAAUGACCCAAGCCCUUCAUACUGUCUUCCACAAUAGCACAGUCUUGCCUUGUGAUUGCGAGCGCGAAGGCGGGCAAUUCCGUUUACUCGAUACGCAUGUUUGUGCGUUGCGAUUAGAUGGAAAGUUGGGGGUAUCUGGCGACAGUAGCCACUGCUUUUUUGAAUCGGUUGUUGCAGUUGACGAAAAUUAUCAAUGGAGACACAUACAGUUCCAGAUACCGAGGUAUGGCCGUUCGGAUAUCGACUAUUGA